ACCGUCGACGUGAAGCGCAACCCCAGCUACCGUCCCAACGGCCCGGCCGAGUAUGCUCGGGCGCUGAAGAAAUGGGGCGCCAAGGUCCCUGGCGCCUUGCACGACUCACUCCUCGCAAUGAGAGACACUGGUACGAACACAUCAGCUUUUGGCGAAGUCGGCGCAAAGAGCGUCCACGACGACCGCGAGUACGUCAGCAGCGUGGGCUUCGGCACGCCGUCGCAGUGGUUGGACGUCACCCUGGACACCGGCUCGUCGGAUGUCUGGGUGUUCUCAUCAGAAACGCGUCUCUCGUUAAAUGCUGAUCGGCCCCGGUGGGUAAUUGAGAACUCGACGACAGCGAAGAGAGUCGAGAACGCCACCUGGAGCAUCGUGUACGCCGACGGCAGCAUCGCCCGGGGCAACGUCUGGACCGACACCAUCUCGCUCGGCGGCACCACGGUCCCGAACGCGACCCUCGAGUCGGCCGUCAACGUCUCACCCGAGCUGAGCGGUGACCGCGACUCGGCCGGCGUCUUCGGCCUCGCCUACUCGCUGCCCACAGGAACCAGCCCACAACAGCCCGCCGUCCUGCCGGCCCUCCUCCAGCACCUCCCCCAGGCCCUAUUCACCGUCGACCUGCGCCACGGGUCCAACGCCAGCUCCUCCUCCUCCGCCGCCAACAACAGCGCAUACACGUUCGGCUACAUCGACUCAUCCCGGCACCUUUCCUCCUCUCCAAUCCAGUACACCCCCCUCCUCCCCAACGCGACCUACUGGCACAUAGCCUACAACGGGCUGCACCUCGGCGGGCACCGGGAGUGGUACCUGAGCAGCGCGUGGAGCGCGGGGGUGGACACGGGCACGGCGCUGCUGCUGCUGGGGCGGUUCGCGACGACGCUGUACUACGGGGCGGUGCCCGGGGCGCGGCAGAACUGGAACAUGGGCGGCCUGUGGGAGUUCCCCUGCGACCUGCGGGACGGCAACGGCACGGCGGUCGCGCUGCCCGACCUCGACAUCGGGUUCCCCGGCGGCGCCAAGGGCGACGGCCUCGUCGCCACCAUCCCCGGCCGGUAUCUCAACCAUACGGUUAUGGAGGAUAACACGACCAUGUGCAUGGGCGGUCUGCAGGAGUGGCGGGAUGCCAAUGGGGGCAUCCUGGGGGAUGUGUUCCUCAAGGCGGUCUAUGCCGUGUUUGAUGUCGGCGGGCGCAGGGUUGGGUUUGCUGCGAAGGAGCUG
Thermothielavioides terrestris NRRL 8126 is the source of this 1218-nucleotide messenger RNA. RefSeq lists its product as uncharacterized. The annotation marks the transcript as partial. The transcript has 5 exons. Gene Ontology annotation, biological process: proteolysis. Lineage: Eukaryota; Fungi; Ascomycota; Sordariomycetes; Sordariales; Chaetomiaceae. The record is from RefSeq and is a predicted model, not a curated record. Gene Ontology annotation, molecular function: aspartic-type endopeptidase activity.